This is a messenger RNA of Cylindrotheca closterium, 297 nucleotides long. Lineage: Eukaryota; Bacillariophyta; Bacillariophyceae; Bacillariales; Bacillariaceae. The record is from the annotation of a GenBank genome assembly.
AUGGCAACAACGACUACUGCAGUAACCCCCGGAAAGUAUUUGGAUUUGGACCAAACUCCUAUUCAAGGCCAAACUGGUUGGGCCUUGUUGGAUCUGAACGGCAAUGUCUUGGUCUUGUCGGGGAGUCUUCCCGAAGCCAAUUUGACGGUGUUGUAUCAAAUGUUGUUGGAAACCACAAGUCUUGUCAAUGAUAAAGACUUUCGCAAGUUGACCGUCUCCUUUCAGUCGCAACAAUAUUUGGUAUCCCGCGAUGAGAAUCAUAUCUACGUGGUGGAAACCACGAGCAUUGCGACGUAG